Molecule: messenger RNA, 3405 nt
Organism: Armigeres subalbatus
Lineage: Eukaryota; Metazoa; Arthropoda; Insecta; Diptera; Culicidae
Exons: 4
Coding region: 1-3405 (1134 amino acids)
Biological process (GO): DNA integration
Molecular function (GO): nucleic acid binding
Source: RefSeq, a predicted model, not a curated record
AUGUCAUCCAUUCGUGUUCAAAUACCACCGAAUCCGGAAAUCAUACUCGAUUCCUUAGCGAACAACAUCAAAGAAUUCCUGUAUGAGCCGGAGAGCAGCAUUACGUUUGCAGCUUGGUACGCAAGGUAUGACGACCUAUUCGAAAAAGAUACGGCUCGCCUCGACGAUGAGGCUAAAGUCAGGUUGCUCAUGCGCAAGUUGGGAGCUGUGGAACAUGAACGCUACGUAAGUUUUAUCUUACCAAAGGUUCCAAAAGUAUAUACAUUCGAUGAGACCGUUCAGAAAUUGAAAACACUUUCCGGUGCUAUUGAAUCUGUCGUUAGUAAACGAUAUAGAUGUUUUCAAACAGCAAAGCAAUCGAAUGAGGAUUUCAUCUCUUUUGCUUGUCGAAUCAACAAGAAUUGUGUUGAGUUCGAAUUGAGUAAGAUGUCAGAAGAGCAAUUCAAAUGUCUAAUGUUUGUUUGCGGUCUGAAGUCGGAGGGAGACGGAGAAGUUCGAACGAGAUUGCUGUCAAAGAUAGAGGAGCGAGCGGACGUCACACUGGAACAAUUGUCGGAAGAUUGCCAACGGUUGUUAUGUCUGAAACAUGACACGGCAAUGAUAGAAGCACCACAGUCUGCAGCAGUCCAGUUCUUGAAGAAAAAGAAGAAGUUCAACAAACUUUCACCGAUGUGUAAUUCUUCCGGCUCUACUGGAACAAGUGCAAAACAAAAGUUGACAGUACCGUCAACUCCGUGCUGGUGCUGUGGAGCAAUGCACUUCCACCGGGACUGCACGUACAAGCAGAACAAGUGCAAAGAUUGUGGACUCGUCGGGCAUCGUGAAGGCUAUUGCUCGAGUGCAAAGAAAAACCCUAAAUCAGGGGCUCUCAGGCGGAAAGGUCAUCCAGAAGCCUACUCGACAAAAACUGUGAAUCUUUUGGUGAACACUGUACAUAAACAUCGUCGUUUCAUUCAAUCUCGUAUCAACGGAGUGAAGGUGCGGCUUCAGUUGGACACUGGUUCCGACAUUUCUUUAAUUUCCAAGCAAACAUGGAUAAAAAUUGGCAAGCCACCCAGAACACCAGCUACGGAACGAGCUGCAACAGCGUCAGGGGACCCGUUGGAGAUACUCUUCAAGUGCAAAUGCACCACAGUUAUCAAUAAAGAUCAGCGAGUAGUGCAAUUCUACGUGGUGAACGAAUCUCUUCAUCUGGCGGGGAUCGAUAUGCUUGAUUCUUUCGGGUUGUGGUCAGUGCCCAUCAAUACCUACUGCAACAACGUAACACGUUCCACACCCACCAUAGAUUCUCUCAAGACUGCGUUUCCAGCAGUUUUUCGGAAUGAAGUCGGACUAUGCAAUAGAACGAAAAUCAAAUUAGAACUCAAGCCAGAAGCGGUUCCAGUAUUUCGCCCAAAACGUCCGGUGGCUUAUGCCAUGUACAACACGGUGGACGAAGAGUUAGACAGAUUAGAACGUGCCAACAUUAUUACGCCGGUUGAAUUCUCCAACUGGGCGGCCCCCAUCGUAGUGGUUCGCAAGGCCAACGGAACGAUACGUAUAUGCGGAGACUAUUCAACAGGCCUCAAUGAUGCUCUGCAGCCUCACCGUUAUCCUCUGCCAUUACCGGAGGACAUUUUUGCAAAACUGGCCAACUGUACCGUGUUUAGCCAGAUCGAUCUGUCUGAUGCCUUCCUCCAGGUAGAAAUCGAAGAAGCCAGUCGAGAUCUGCUCACCAUCAACACCCAUCGUGGAUUAUACCGUUACAAUCGCCUGCCACCAGGCGUGAAAACUGCUCCGGGCGCGUUCCAGCAACUGAUGGACACCAUGUUGGCUGGCCUCCCAUGUACUUCUGGUUACCUCGAUGACGUUAUUAUUGGGGGAAAAGAUGAAGAAGAACAUGCACGGAACUUGCAUGCAGUUCUAGCCCGGAUUCAGGAGUAUGGGUUCACCGUCCGGCCAGAAAAUUCGGGGUCAAGCGCCGAAUAUUCGGGUCAAGAAAGGGGAUUCCGGUCUACACGUCAAAUCGCCUGCAGCUUCGGAAAUGCUGACGUGCUUUCACGACUCAUCAGCCAGCACGUACGACCGAAUGAGGAUUACGUUAUCGCCUCGGUUAUCCUAGAGGACGAUAUCAGGUCAGUUGCGUCCGACACCAUCAAGUCCCUACCAUUGAAUUUUAAGAUCGUACAGGAAGCCACUCAAUCAGAUCCUAUCAUCAAGAAAGUGUACCGAUACUUAAACGAAGGCUGGCCAGAUUUGAAGCAAGUCACAGAUCCGGAGAUAAAAAGAUUUUACGACCGCCAAGAAUCUCUUACCACAGUUCAAGGUUGCAUUCUAUUCGGUGAGCGCCUGGUCAUUCCGUCACCGCUCCGCCGACGCUGUAUUGGUCAACUCCAUCGUGGCCAUCCUGGUAUACAACGUAUGAAAGCUAUUGCCCGUUCGUACGUUUAUUGGCCGUCUUUGGACAAGGACAUCGUGGACCAUGUAAAGUCUUGUUGUCAUUGCGCCUCCACUGCGAAGUCACCAUCAAAGCUAGCUCCGGUACCGUGGCCACGUUCGACCAAACCAUGGGAACGCGUCCACAUAGACUAUGCUGGUCCGAUCACCGGGGACUACUAUCUCAUUGUCGUUGACUCUUACACAAAAUGGCCAGAAAUCAUCCAAACACACAGUACGACCACUGCUGCAACGAUUGCCAUCCUCAAGGACGUCUUCGCUCGAUUUGGAAUGCCUUCAACGUUGGUGAGCGAUAAUGAGCCGCAAUUUGUCACCGAAAGAUUUGUGGAUACGUUUAAGAGGUCCAUCAAGAAAAUUCAGGAGGGAAGAGAUACUGUGCGAGAAGCGCUCAACACUUUUCUCAUCACCUACAGAACCACACCAAAUCCUUCCACUCCCAACGGUAAGUCGCCAGCGGAGAUCAUGUUUGGUCGUCGAAUUCGGACCAGUUUGGAGUUACUUCGCCCACCAGUUGAACGCACAAUCGUGCAAAAUAAGUAUUACAACGUAAAACGCAGUUAUCAUCGCAACGAUCUUGUUUUUGCAAAACUCUAUUCCAACAAAACUUGGCGUUGGGCACCUGGCAUCAUUUUGGAGAAAGUUGGAAGCGUCAUGUAUAACGUUUGGGUUAACAACCAAAGACUGGUACGCUCACACGUCAACCAACUAAUGAACCGUUUUGAAACCAACCAUCACACCAAGCCCAUGAACAAUCCUUCUAGACUGCCAAUCGACAUUCUGCUAGCCAUGCGACAGUGUCGGUCCCUAUCGCAGGCUCCGGCUCAUCGGAGUUACAAUCAGUUAUUGAACCAGAGCUACAACCAGUAUCACCGGCCCCUCGCCGCUCUUUGCGUGUUCGAAGAGUGCCUCAACGAUAUCAGCCAUACUUCCUGUAUUAGAGGGGAGAUGUUGGGACUUGGACAACCCUAA